Molecule: messenger RNA, 3533 nt
Organism: Brienomyrus brachyistius
Lineage: Eukaryota; Metazoa; Chordata; Actinopteri; Osteoglossiformes; Mormyridae
Gene: bmp16
Product: bone morphogenetic protein 16
Exons: 3
Coding region: 270-1559 (429 amino acids)
Biological process (GO): BMP signaling pathway; SMAD protein signal transduction
Cellular component (GO): extracellular region
Molecular function (GO): growth factor activity; cytokine activity
Source: RefSeq, a predicted model, not a curated record
UUGAGCUGGGUGGCCUGGAGCUGGGACACUGCGACAGGGAUGAGAGGAAGGGUGUCUUCAUCCUUACAGGGCUUUCAGCAGGACGGCGAGAAGUAGGAACAGUGAAAAGGAGGGAGGGAGCGACCGAGCUGGAGAGAGUUUGGCUUCUUUCUGCAACACCUACAAGGGGCAGGAGACGGAGGGUAUCUGUAGGAGCGUGGUCUGUAACGCUGGAGUGCAAGGACAAGCCAUGGACUCUACGAGCUUCCUACUGUUCCUGGAUAUCCACAAUGUUCCCUGCUAACCUCUUGGUCCUGAUGGUCCUGCUGCUACCUCAGGUCCUGUCAGGUCAUCAGGAAGGCACAAUCAGCGCUGGCGGCGACCCACUGCCUCCGCGAGAGGCCAGUCUGGCCCAAUCCAUUCAGAACCUCUUGCUGACUCGACUGGGGCUGCGGUCCCGCCCGGCUCCCCAGCCUGGAGCACCUGUUCCCCGGUACCUGCUGGAUCUGUACCGUUUCCACAAGCAGCAGUACCACUUGGUAGAGGACCCUCACUUCAGCUUCCCUGAGCGGCACGUGCAGGGGGCUAACACAGUGCGAAGCUUCCACCACAUGGAGUCCAGUGAUGCCUCGCCUCUCCCUCUGAAUGCGACACAGGCGUCAGACGUUGUCCGGAUAAGGUUCAACAUCUCCUCCCUCCCGAUGGAUGAGCGUGUCACCUCUGCGGAACUCCGACUUUUGCACGGGGUGGGUAAGAGGAGUGCCGGUGACCAUAAGGUCAGCCUGUUCCUCUCUGGGGACCACUCAGAUUUGGGAACCACGCUCCUGGAAUCACGGUGCCUCACCCAGAGCGGCAACAGCGAGAGCAGUUCCUGGGAGAGCUUCAGCCUCGGCUCGGACCUGAUUGAGAGCGCCUCUGACCGGACUGGACUGCUGGAGUUCGUCAUAGAGGUGACGCCCUUAAACGGGUCUGUAACAUCCGGACAAGAGCUCAGGCGCGAGCGACUUAGGGUGCGCAGGGCGGCCGGACAGAACGAGCCCAGCUGGGCACAGGAGAGACCCCUAUUGGUGACCUACAGUCAUGAUGGGCGCGGCCAGACCCUGGCUCGCUCUGCGGGCCGCCCGGAGGGGGGAAAGAAGCUAAAGAGGAGGCGCAGGAAGGGACGGGAUGGGAAUGGGGACCGGGGGAGAGGCAGGAGACAGGGUCGGAGGGAGCAGAGGGUGAAGCGGAAUGGCAGGAAGGGGGUGAAGCUGCAGCAGCUGUCCCAGGAUCUUUGCCGACGUUACCCGCUCUACGUAGACUUCAGUGAUGUGGGCUGGAACAAGUGGAUCGUGGCGCCCAGUGGCUACCACGCCUACUUCUGCCUGGGCGAGUGUCGCUUCCCCCUGGCUGACCACAUGAACUCGUCCAGCCACGCCAUGGUGCAGACGCUGGUGAACUCGGUGAACGUAAAAGUGCCGCGGCCGUGCUGCGUGCCCACGUCCCUCAGCCCCAUCGCCAUGCUCUACUUGGACCAGCAGGACCAUGUGGUGCUCAAGAACUACGAAGAGAUGGUGGUGGAAGGCUGCGGCUGCCGGUAGCGUUGACGAGGGUGGAGGGGAAUCGUGGGAGAAUCCCAGGAGGAUUGUGGGAGGCGUGGCGUGGCAGUGGGAUGGGACGGCCCUCAGUGUCUAUGAAUCACAGUUAGGGAAGUCAGCGUUCAUAUAUGUGAUCACCACUCACAGGGGCGUAGCUAAGAAUUCUGGGACCCCUUACAAAAUGUCACCUUGGGCUUCCCCCAUUAUAUAAUUCUAUAAUUUUACGAAUUCAAGGGCCCUUGUGAAGUGUUAGGCCAUCUGAAUCGCCCAGGGUAUCCAUGCCCCUACUGCGCCCCUACUGACUCAUGCAAACCUUAUUACUGUUCUUAUCGGACUAUUUAUUCCAUUGAAAACAGACAUUUUGCUAAAAGCUAUCCUCAAUGUUACAUAUUGCUCAAGAAAAAAAAAACUGGUGAAAUAAUAUACUGAAUGGACCUCCUCUCCCAGCAGAGUACAGUGCCAUGUAAAAACGGACAGUGAUUCUUCAUUGCCUGGUCCCCGAACUAUAGUACCCAUUCACUUUGUAUGUGUCUGUCUGUUAUUUUACAAAUUAUUGUACUUUGAAGUUUUCUUUUGACGUAUAACGCUGCCGAGUCACAUGUGGGAUUUCCUUACUCUAACCUGAUUGUGACCCAGGAAUCCCCACAGUUAAUGGACAUUUCCAACUCCCUGUUAGCGCAGUGAGAAUCUUUGGGUGUGUCUGAAAUCACAUACUUAGACAGUACAUAUUGAAUUUCAUUAGAAACCUACUACUCAACUGUAGUGUGCACUGUAUGUAUGCAUCAGAACAGUAUGCAUGCACUCCGACACACUGCAGUCAUCAUCUUGUAUAUCACCUGACCUGGACGUUUACCAAUGAGGUAGCUGUACCCCCAUGAAACUUAAAAACUCUCAACAAAAAGCACAUGUUUGAGUCAGCUUAUAUAACUGGGUGUUUUUCUACUUAAAUUUGUACAGAGGCUGCACUUCCUCCACCACCCUUGACACAAAUUUCUGAGGCUGUGACAUCCUUCAUCUCUGGUUGCAUCUCCAGUGGCCUUGCAUAGCAUCCAUCAGUUGCACCUUCAGAAUUUUGCAGACUUAUAUGUCAUUUGGGUACCGUUUGCAUACUGUCUCAUCCAUACUGGUCACUUUGCAUACUAUAUUUAAACAAGUAAACAAGUAUGUGAUUUUGAAUACACCCUCUUGUGUUGCACAAGCUGAAACCACUCAUUUAGAUGCCAUUGCCAUUACUGUGGACUGCAAUGGAGACCAAGCACAUUCACAGGUGAAAAAUGAACCUCACAAACUGUAUAUAGUUCACAGGAUAUUUAAAACAGUAAUAAUAUUAAGUAUCAUAUUGUUUGAAUGUCUUAUUAUUUAAAGAGAAAUUUAUAUUCUUUUCUUAAAACUGAGCAAAAUUCCUGAAUAAUACUCCUUCUAACUUAAAAUAACACAUUUAUGUAUUUACAUUGCAGUCACUUAUGGAAUAUUUAAUACCGAAGCAUAUCGUAUGUUUCUCCUCUUCAAAUAGCUCAGAAACCAAAAUGACAGAACCAUUCGCUGAUGGUGGCUUUUGUCUGCGUUUUGUAUAGUUGGGUGUGUGCAUGUGUGCGCGUGUGUCUGUAAUGUGUAAGUUUAUAUGUACAGGUGAAGUCGCUUUGAACAGCACGGGGCUCAGGUAUUUCCGUGUCCAUUCUCUCGUGUCGUCUUGCAGUAGCUGUGACAGAAAUGUUUGUGAAUGUCGAGACGAGGUUUUUGCAGGACUGCCCAGAGUAUUGUCUUAUUUGCAAAGAAAAAGCCAAUUAGUGUCUCCGUGGCAUGACAUUUGCAAGAUAUUGUCAGAGAAAUUUGCUAACUUUCAGUUAACUGUUCUUUGGAGGUGAAACAGCAUCUAUUAACAGUAGUACAAUGUGUGACAUUGCCAGAGGAUGGCCUGAUGUAUGUAUUAAAAAGGAAAUAUGCAAUCAUUUAUGAAAUAUAAUCAUUUUCCCUUUU